AUGAAGAGGCAAAGCAAACGUCGAUCAAAAUAUUCCUAUCAUCGUCGAUUCCCGCUAAAGUCGGAGCCUACUGAAGAGCUCUCGUCACCUUGUGACUCUGUUGCAAGCGAGCAGGAUAGCUCUGAUGAUGAAUCGUCUGGUAUUCCUGCUUGGGCAGACACUAACAAGCAGAGCUUGGUUACGGGAAUUUAUUGCAGCGCAGAUGACGCGAGUUAUCACUUUGGAGCGGCCACCCCAUGCAACUCAAGUGAUGAUGAAAAUCUUGUGUGUAGCCCGUUCACACCUAUCAAGGUGGUCUCGCCAUGUACGAACUGCUCUUGGCCUAGCGCGCCAGCAGAACAAAUCCCAGAGGAUGUUUUCAAUCAAAUCUUCCAACCCAGCAGCACAUCCCGAGUGCCACCAACGGCUAGUCAAGAGGAGCGCCAGCGUGAUUAUAAUUGCUACUACAACCCCACAUUACGGGAAGACCCUUACUAUAUGUCCUACCAUAGUAGGCGGUUUGGAGAGAAGCGCCGUUCAAGUUAUCCCCCUAGCAUCAAAAUACCUGCAAGUCCGGAGCAGCCGGGCAGCCAGGAGACCAUUCCCGCCACAACAUCGCCUCCUCCCGAACUUGAAGAACAUCGGAGGCGAAUUCCUGAAGCAGAUCCCACCGUGACCAUGACACGAACGACAGGAGAAUUUGACUCGAAGGAUAAGCCCGAUGUCCAGGUCCGCUCAAAGAGACGGUCAAGAAAGUUAAAAGGAAGUAUUGAAUGGCCUGAUCUGGAUUUGCUAGACAUGGCAUAUCUGUCUACGACUAUGGGGGAAGAAAUGGAAGCCAGAGUAUCCCCAUGUCGCGUUACACCCAUAUGCGAUAGUGACUCGGAUGAUGAGUUGGAGGAACAGAUCGCGUCACUCGAUGUUGAUGAAACGAGAGCCAUUGGGGAGGGUCCAUCCGGAUUGGGCCAGUUCCUUAGUCAAUAUGAGACCCAUCUUGGCCAAGGGCCAUCUUUUGAUGCGAUGGAUGUGGAUGAAUCAGUUGGUGGCGUUACAUCCGAUAACAUCAACCUGUUGUCUCCACCAGCAAGCAAUGAAAGGCCUGAG
Molecule: messenger RNA, 1083 nt
Organism: Cylicostephanus goldi
Lineage: Eukaryota; Metazoa; Nematoda; Chromadorea; Rhabditida; Strongylidae
Source: the annotation of a GenBank genome assembly